AUGGCUCCCAGCUCGGCAUCACAGCAUGCGGCGGACGACAAGAAUCAGAAUGGAGAUGGAGAUGGGGACCGUGUGAGGGAAAGGGACUUUUACGCCGUGCUGGAGGUGGACUGCCUGGCCCCGCUGGCUGCGAUAAGGGAGAGUUACAGGCGGCUGGCGCUGCGGUGGCAUCCGGAUAAGAAUCGCGGCAGUCCUGAGAGGGUGGAGGGUGCGACGAAGAGGUUUCAGGAGUUGGGGAGAGCGUGGGAGUGCUUGAGGGAUGACGGAAGAAGGAGGGAGUAUGAUUGUGAGAGGGUGCGGGUGGGAAAGGCUUCCUCGACGGAGAGGUGGUGGGAGGCUUCCAGGAAUUCGAAGAGAUGUAGGGGGGAUGGUGAGGGGGCUGGGGGAGGGUGGUAUGAUGAGUUUGAAAAGGAUGAGGAGUUGGGGAAACGGGCGAGGAGGAGGAGGGGGGAUCUUGAUCGCGAGGCGAGCGAGAGGUGGAGGACGGAGAGCGCGGGCGCGAGUGCGAGUGCGAGUCCUUUUUUUAGUGAGGAAGAGUUGCAGCAAAAGUUAUUCGCUGAGGAGGUUACUAGGAGAGCAAAAGCAGUGGCUUGGAAGGUUUUAGGGAAGAGGGAGUACCAGUUGAGACUUCAGAGCUGGAUGAAGUUUAGGGAGCAGCGAUUCGGCAAGAUCCAGGAAGUCAGGAAGUCACUCGGGAGGUACGAAAGGAAUUUAGAGGCCCAGGAAAAGGAGACGGAGGAUGAUGUUGGGAAGGUAUUUCAGGAUGCUAUCGAGAAGUCACGGGAGGAGGGGUGCGAGUUCCAGGACCACGAUGCCAUUCUGGCCAGAUUGCUAGAUGCCAGGGAGAAGUAUUCGGGGAGGCUGAGGCAGAGCAUCGCGCAACAUCGACAGGAGCUCGAGAAUCUGUACCGAGAACUGGAGCGGGACAGCCAGAGGUACGAAGAAGUGGAAGCGAAAGCUCGAAGGAUACGCAUCCGAGAAGCAUUGGAGUUGCUGGGACCGCGACAUUUGAGUCCUCCGCUGUUCUGUGUUCUUGACCGAAGAGGACUUGCUAUCAACCACUGGAAGGCCCUAUCACGGAUCAAAGAAGCAGCCAGAUACCCUUCGAUGUGGGAUCUCGCUGAGGGGCCCUGGCAUGUCUCUGGCGAUUGGGAACGUGUUGCGGGGGAGCACACAUGUGGUCGAUGCCAGGACAGAGCGUUUCACGUGAUUGCCUCGUGUGGACCGGCGAGAUGCCCGAGAUGCGGGAUGAUUGUGUGCAACGAUUGCUAUCGCGAUUUGAAGUUACUGCAGGAGUACGGCGAGUGGAUGAUGAGUGAGGAGGGAGAGAUGCAAGAUUCUCUGUUUUGUCUUGAUGCGGAUUUGAGCGCUGGGUAUGGAUCUGGAUCUGGGUCGGGGUCUGGGUCUGUGUAG
This is a messenger RNA of Drepanopeziza brunnea f. sp. 'multigermtubi' MB_m1, 1413 nucleotides long. RefSeq lists its product as uncharacterized. The record is from RefSeq and is a predicted model, not a curated record. NCBI's taxonomy places the organism in Eukaryota, Fungi, Ascomycota, Leotiomycetes, Helotiales, Drepanopezizaceae. Gene Ontology annotation, cellular component: cytoplasm; nucleus.